Messenger RNA from Cyclospora cayetanensis, 1884 nucleotides. RefSeq lists its product as uncharacterized. Gene Ontology annotation, molecular function: serine-type endopeptidase activity. The transcript has 10 exons. Gene Ontology annotation, biological process: proteolysis. NCBI's taxonomy places the organism in Eukaryota, Apicomplexa, Conoidasida, Eucoccidiorida, Eimeriidae. The record is from RefSeq and is a predicted model, not a curated record. The coding region runs from base 1 to 1884 and encodes 627 amino acids.
AUGGGAGAAGAGCCUACGGCAGCAGCAGGUGAAUAUGCUGCUGCUGGGCCUACUGCUUUGCCAUGCAAAACUGCAGCAGGAACGCUGGUCGGUCCUGCCAGGGCAGCAGGCGAAGGUGGAGAGGUGCAGCAGCGGUUUGAGGAGUCCGUACAGCUGAAUGUGUCUGCCGGACCUCCCGAAUCGGCAACAACCGGCACAGCGCGCUCCCAUAAAGUUUACAAGCUCAGGCAUAGAACGGUAUCCACAUUCCGCGAGGAAUCCUCUCCACCACUUUGCGAACUUGACGGAGUUGUUUUGCACCAUUUGAACUGCAAAAUGAUCUUCCUCAAGAGCUGCGCAUCGUUUAUUGACCCCGAAAUCUUUAAGGAUGUUGCUUCGCGAAAUGAAUGCCUGGGUAUUGUUGACUUCGACUACAAAGCCCGGCCGAUCGAAGAGCUGACCGAGCCGUACGAGUUCGCUAGAACUUUCGCCAAUCGCCGGAUGCCUCGAACAAAGGAAGAACACGAUUACACCGUUCCUGAGAAAACAUUGACAGAGUGGCCCAACGACCCUUACCUUCGGUUUGGCGCGCAGUGGGAACUCCUGGACGAAGCCGGGGUGCAGGCAAAAGCAGCAUGGAAGACAUCCAGAGGGGGUGGGGGCACCGUGGCGGAACAGCCACUGAAUACCGUGGCCAUAAUUGACUUCGGCUUCAAUAUGGCACACGAAGACAUGCUUGACAGCUGGUGGCGAAAUGCUGUUUUGGAGACACCGGAGUUAUCAGAAUGGCCUGACAACUGCUCCGACGGAAUCGACAAUGAUGGCAACGGCUAUGUGGAUGACUGUAUGGGCUACAGCUUUGCCGACCGAAGCGCGGAUAUGGCCUCUUUCCAAGGAGUUCAUGGAACAGCAGUGGCCAGUAUUUGCUGCGCCACCACUAACAACGGACAGGGCAUUGCUUCUCUGGGGUGGAACCUGAGACCCAUGGCACUGAAAGUAGACGGCUCCUAUUCGCAAAUUGCCGAAGCGCUCAAUUACGCAGCAGACAAAAUGGUGCAGGUGGUUAAUAUGAGUUUUGGAGGCCCUCCCUCUUCAGCCCUUCGCAUGGCCUUGGAGAUGGCUGCUUUGCGCGACAUAAGUUUGAUUGUCGCCGCGGGUAACCACGGGUGCGACCUGUCCACUGUUAGUUCCAAGGGCUGCUUUUCCCAGAAAGGAUUUGUCAAGGGUUAUCCCGCUGCAUAUGGAGAUCUGCUGCCCAACAUGGUAGCAGUGGCAGCUGUCUCAGCCGACGGGAAGCCAUCGAAAUUUAGCAACUUCGAUUCGUCCAAAAAAUCCAAAAUACACGUCCUAGCACCAGGACAAGCCAUCACCACAUGCAGCGACUUGGAUCCUAAAGGUUACUUGAAAGCGAGUGGAACCUCAUUUGCAACACCAAUAGUGUCAGCCCUUGCGGCUUUGCUUCGCUUCGAACUUCCUGAUUUGACCGCAGAGGAUGUCAAGGAGGUUCUUAUCCGCUCCUGUUAUAGAGUACCGAACACUCAACUGGAUAGAAUAGCUAAAUGUGGUGGAAUUAUCAGUGCCACUAAGGCUUUCAUAACAGCUGGAGUGGUAAAUGAGCCUCGUAAUGCCUGCAAAAAAUACGAAGUUCAAUCAAGACCACGCCUACCACAAUGUUGUGGUCGAUUUCACGCAGGAAAUGCUAUGUGUCCACUUUCAGUUGUUUUAAAUAGCAGAAAUGUAUGUAGCGCUUUUAUAAUACAAAACUGUAGAUUUGAGAGCAUUAAAGCCCAGAGGAACACAUCACUACGUCAAAUGAAAGAGCAAUAUUUUUAUAACUCUAUCACCUACUUCCAUCAAAACAGUGCCAUUUUACUCACAAAUGUAGAAUUCUUGAAUUGCUUUUAA